Messenger RNA from Pygocentrus nattereri (red-bellied piranha), 7444 nucleotides. RefSeq names its product ADP-ribosylation factor guanine nucleotide-exchange factor 2 (brefeldin A-inhibited) (gene arfgef2). Lineage: Eukaryota; Metazoa; Chordata; Actinopteri; Characiformes; Serrasalmidae. The record is from RefSeq and is a predicted model, not a curated record. The transcript is spliced from 39 exons. Gene Ontology annotation, molecular function: guanyl-nucleotide exchange factor activity. The coding region runs from base 166 to 5709 and encodes 1847 amino acids. Gene Ontology annotation, biological process: regulation of ARF protein signal transduction.
GCCACGCGUCACCAACAUGGGCGACCGAGCGCUGAACUGAGCGGCGUCCAUCGGGCCCGACUGCACGGACAGCGUUCGGGUUUAAACACACCUGCGAGCGAACAGCAGGGCCUGGGCCGGGCCGACGAUGACGGCCUGAACGGAUAACGCUUGGAGGACCGCGACAUGAAAGAGCAGCAACUCCCCGAGCCACACCGACAGCAUACGAAGACAGAGAGCAGCAGAACCAAGAGCAUGUUUCUGUCUCGGGCGCUGGAGAGGAUCCUGUCGGACAAGGAGCUGAAGCGCAGCCAGCACAGCCAGCUGCGCAAGGCUUGUCAGGUGGCGCUGGAGGAGAUUAAACUUGAGCUGGAAAAGCAAAAGGAUGGCACUGUAGUUCCACCAAAAGCCAAUUACAUUGAAGCAGACAAGUAUGUCCUGCCCUUUGAGCUGGCAUGCCAGUCAAAAUGUCCACGUAUCGUCAGUACAUCUCUGGACUGCUUACAGAAACUCAUUGCUUAUGGCCACAUCACGGGGAACGCACCGGACAGCGGGGCACCAGGGAAACGGCUGAUUGACCGACUGGUGGAGACAAUUUGCAACUGCUUUCAGGGCCCACAGACAGAUGAGGGCGUGCAGCUACAGAUCAUCAAGGCUCUUCUGACUGCAGUGACAUCUCCCCACAUAGAGAUCCAUGAGGGCACGAUUCUGCUUACCGUGCGUACUUGCUACAACAUCUACCUGGCCAGCCGCAACCUGAUCAACCAGACCACAGCCAAGGCCACCCUGACUCAGAUGCUGAAUGUCAUCUUUACACGCAUGGAGAACCAGGCGGCUCUGGAGGCUCAGGAGGCAGAGAAGGAGAGGCAGCGUCUGCAGGUCCCGAAUCCUGUCACAACACCCAGAAAUCCCUCACCUGUCCCCCAAAACCCUUCCCCUACCCCAAACCAAGUAUCUGGAUCCCCACAGCCUGGCCGUGCCCAGUCAGAGCAGAAUGGUCCACCGUUACCAUCUUCUAGCCCUACAGAAGCUUCCUCCACAUCCCCUAUUCCUCAAAACACCUCAUCCAGGCACAGAGAGCCAGAGGGGCCAAAGACAGAAGAUGGAGUGGCAACACAAGAACCAAAUGUAACGGAAACCUCACAACCAGAUCCAGAAUCAGAUACCACUGUUCUGAAGCCACCAGAAGACAGGGAACCUGAUGGAGAGGAUAGCCAUCUGGAGGCUGAGGCAGAGCAGGCCUCAGAGAUUCAGGAGGAGCCAGACAGUGGCCUGGGAGAGAGCUCUGUAGAGGGAGGACUGGACCAGAAUUCUGACUCAGAGUCCAAAGUAGCACCCCCAGUAGUCAGGGCAGAUACUCAGCACAUGAAUGGGGUUGUGGAUGACCGAGCCUCAGUGUCCUCCACAGAUAUUAUGGAUGCGGAGGCGAUGCAGAACAUUCAGACAGCUGCCCGCUUCUCCCACAUCCUGCAGAAAGAUGCCUUCCUGGUGUUCCGUUCCCUCUGUAAACUCUCUAUGAAGCCCCUGGCUGAUGGCCCACCAGACCCCAAGUCUCAUGAGCUUCGCUCUAAGGUGGUUUCCCUGCAGCUGCUACUGUCAGUUCUUCAGGGAGCCGGCCCUGUGUUCCGAACACAUGAGAUGUUUGUGAAUGCUAUCAAGCAGUACCUGUGUGUGGCACUCUCUAAGAAUGGUGUGUCCUCUGUUCCUGAAGUGUUUGAGCUCUCUCUGGCCAUCUUCCUCACCCUGCUCUCUCAUUUUAAAGUGCACCUAAAGAUGCAGAUUGAGGUGUUCUUCAGAGAGAUUUUUCUCACCAUUUUGGAAACAUCAUCUAGCUCCUUUGAGCACAAGUGGAUGGUCAUCCAGACACUGACUCGCAUCUGUGCAGAUGCCCAGUGUGUGGUGGAUAUCUAUGUGAACUAUGAUUGUGACCUGAAUGCAGCAAAUAUUUUUGAGCGGCUAGUGAAUGACCUUUCAAAAAUUGCUCAGGGUCGGAGUGGACAGGAGCUGGGCAUGACUCCCUUGCAGGAGCUGAGUUUGCGUAAGAAAGGCCUGGAGUGCCUGGUGUCCAUUCUGAAAUGCAUGGUGGAGUGGAGCAAAGAUCUCUAUGUUAACCCUAACCUACAGACCAACCUAGGUCAGGAGCAUCAGGCUGACAGCGAUGGAGCAGAGACGAAGCUUCCCGAACACGUAUCCUCUCGCCGGGAUAGCGUUAGCUCUCAGGACUCUGCUGUUUCCUCCAGUGUCCAGUCCAACCAGCCUGAUCACCCUGAACAGUAUGAGGUCAUCAAGCAGCAAAAAGAAAUUAUUGAGCAUGGCAUUGAGCUAUUUAAUAAAAAACCCAAGCGGGGAGUGCAAUACUUGCAGGAACAAGGCAUGCUGGGAACCUCUGCAGAGGACAUUGCUCAGUUCCUGCAUCAGGAGGAGAGACUAGACACAACUCAGGUUGGGGAAUUCCUUGGUGAGAAUGCCAAGUUCAACAAAGAGGUGAUGUACUGCUAUGUUGACCAGCUGGACUUUUGUGGCAAAGACUUUGUGUCUGCACUACGCACUUUCUUGGAGGGGUUCAGGUUGCCCGGAGAGGCACAGAAAAUUGACCGGCUCAUGGAGAAGUUUGCGGCUCGCUAUCUGGAGUGCAAUCAGGGGCAAACAUUGUUUGCCAGUGCUGACACGGCCUACGUUCUGGCCUAUUCAAUCAUCAUGUUAACCACCGACCUGCACAGCCCCCAGGUGAAAAACAAAAUGACAAAGGAGCAAUACAUUAAGAUGAACCGUGGCAUCAAUGACAGUAAGGACUUGCCUGAGGAGUAUCUCUCUUCCAUUUAUGACGAGAUUGCAGGGAAGAAGAUCGCCAUGAAGGAGAGUAAAGAGUACUCGAUCACCCCCAAGUCCAGCAAGCAAAGUGUAGCCAAUGAAAAGCAGAGGCGGUUGCUGUAUAAUAUGGAGAUGGAGCAGAUGGCUAAGACAGCUAAAGCUCUGAUGGAGGCAGUAAGCCACGCUCAGGCCCCUUUCUUUAGUGCCACCCACCUGGAGCAUGUCCGGCCCAUGUUCAAGUUGGCUUGGACACCCCUUUUGGCUGCAUUCAGUGUUGGCCUGCAAGACUGCGAUGACCAGGAGGUGGCAUCUCUGUGUCUGGAGGGAAUCCGCUGUGCCAUCAGGAUUGCCUGUAUCUUUAGCAUGCAGUUGGAGCGAGAUGCAUAUAUCCAGGCAUUGGCCAGGUUCACGCUGCUCACAGCUAGCUCCAGUAUCACAGAGAUGAAGCAGAAGAACAUUGACACCAUCAAGACCCUCAUCACUGUGGCACACACUGAUGGAAAUUACCUUGGCAACUCAUGGCAUGAGAUUCUGCGGUGUAUCAGUCAGUUGGAGUUGGCUCAGCUGAUAGGCACCGGGGUAAAGACACGUUAUAUCUCGGGUGUAGUCAGAGACCAAGGAAGUGGCAUGAAGGGCUUUCCAACAGGAGGAGAGGAGUUCAUGCCUCUUGGCUUAGGCACACUAGUUGGGGGUCCAGACAGGCGUCAGAUGGCUCAUAUCCAGGAAUCAGUGGGUGAAACUAGCUCUCAGAGUGUGGUGGUAGCAGUGGACAGAAUUUUCACAGGAUCCACCAGGCUUGAUGGAAAUGCAAUUGUGGACUUUGUGCGCUGGCUGUGUGCAGUGUCCAUGGAUGAGCUGGCCUCAGCCCACCAGCCACGCAUGUUCAGCCUGCAGAAGAUUGUGGAAAUCUCCUACUACAACAUGAACCGAAUCCGUCUGCAGUGGUCUCGCAUUUGGCAGGUCAUCGGAGACCACUUCAACAAGGUGGGCUGCAACCCUAAUGAGGAUGUGGCCAUCUUUGCUGUGGACUCUCUAAGACAGCUUUCUAUGAAGUUCUUGGAGAAGGGAGAAUUGGCCAACUUCCGUUUCCAGAAGGAUUUCCUCCGGCCGUUUGAGCACAUUAUGAAGAAGAACAGGUCUCCCACUAUCCGUGACAUGGUCAUCCGCUGUGUGGCUCAGAUGGUGAACUCUCAAGCUGCUAACAUUCGCUCUGGAUGGAAGAAUAUCUUCUCUGUAUUCCACCAGGCAGCAUCAGAUCAUGAUGAGACCAUAGUGGAAUUGGCUUUCCAGACCACCGGUCACAUAGUCAUGCACACGUUUCAGCAGCACUUUGCAGCAGCCAUCGAUUCAUUCCAGGACGCAGUGAAGUGUCUGUCUGAGUUUGUGUGUAAUGCUGCGUUCCCUGACAUUAGCAUGGAAGCCAUUCGCCUCAUUCGCCACUGUGCCAAAUAUGUGUCUGACAGACCACAGGCUUUGAGAGAGUACACUAGUGAUGACAUGAACGUUGCCCCUGGCGACCGGGUGUGGGUGCGAGGCUGGUUCCCCAUCCUGUUUGAGCUCUCCUGCAUCAUCAACCGCUGCAAGCUGGAUAUCAGGACCAGAGGCCUGACAGUGAUGUUUGAAAUAAUGAAGAGUUACGGACACACUUUUGAGAAGCACUGGUGGCAUGACCUCUUCCGCAUCGUCUUCCGCAUCUUUGACAACAUGAAGCUUCCAGAGCAGCAAACUGAGAAAACAGAAUGGAUGACCACUACAUGUAACCACGCACUGUACGCUAUCUGUGACGUCUUCACACAGUUCUAUGAGCCACUCAGUGAGGUGUUGUUGGCUGACGUCUUUGCUCAGCUGCAGUGGUGUGUCAAACAAGAUAAUGAGCAGCUGGCACGUUCAGGCACAAACUGUUUGGAGAACUUGGUAAUACAGAAUGGAGAGAAGUUCACUGCGGAGGUGUGGGACAUCACCUGUGCCUGCAUGCUGGAGAUAUUCCAGUCUACCAGCCCUCAUGCCUUGUUGACAUGGCGACCGGCUGGGCAGGAAGAGGAGGUGGGAGAUGGGAAACACAUGGAUGUGGAGGUAGACUCUCAGUCUCAGAGCAGCUUUGAACGGACACUUUCAGAGAGAGGGCAGAGUCAGAUGUCCACGGCCAGUGAUGAGGCCUGGAGGGGAAAGCCCCAUGCACGGGUGUCAGAUCAGAGGUUGUUUGCAGGGCUACUCAUAAAGUGUGUGGUGCAGCUGGAGCUCAUUCAGACUAUAGACAACAUCGUUUUCUACCCUGCUACCAGCAAGAAGGAGGAUGCUGAGAACAUGGCUGCUGCUCUGAGAGAUGCUCUGGAAGACAAUGAGGAGAGCGAAGCACAGGCCGAAUCAGAGCAGGGCAUGUACAAGCACCUUUCUCCCCAGCAUCUCUUCAAACUACUUGACUGCCUGCUAGAGUCCCACACUUUUGCCAAGGACUUCAACUCUAACAAUGAGCAGAGGACUGCACUCUGGAGAGCUGGUUUCAAGGGCAAAUCCAAACCCAACUUGUUGAAGCAGGAGACCAGUAGCCUGGCCUGUAGUCUGAGAAUCCUCUUCCAGAUGUAUUCGGACCAGAGGCUGCAAGAGGCCUGGCCAGACAUCCAGACGCGCCUGCUACUUGUGUGUAGUGAAGCCUUGGCCUACUUUAUUAGCCUAACCUCAGAGAGCCACCGAGAGGCCUGGACCAGCUUACUGCUGCUCCUUCUCACUAGAACACUCCGAUUGUCCGAUAACAAGUUCAAGCCGCAUGCCUCCUGUUAUUACCCCUACCUGUGCGAGAUGAUGCAGUUCGACCUCAUCCCUGAGCUGCGUGCCGUCCUGCGCCGCUUCUUCCUCCGCAUCGGUUCAGUCUUCCACAUCGCCGCUCCUGAAAUGGCAGCUGCGCGUGCCCCAGCCUCGUAGAGCACAGUAGGGCCUGUGUCGGUAGAGAACUGGGAACAGAGGUGGCCUGGAGAGCUGGAGCAUGCGUGGCCCUCCUCUCGUGUGAAGGACCGUGCAGGAGUGCUUGAAGCUGAUGCUGACACUGCUCACCUGAAGUCGUCCUCCACGUCUGGAUCUCCUGAUCUUUCACCUCUCAGCUCCCCUUCAAGAGAGAACGGCUCUGUGUGACCCAGCAGGGCUCUUCUCUCUUCAGCAAUGUGGCUCAAGUUAAAUAAUAUUAGUCCUACACUCUAAAAGGGAGGGGGAUUAUGGCAACAAUGAUAAUUUACUGAAAGUACUGUUGUGUAUCCUGUUCCUGAUUGUUGGUCAGUUGAUUUGUGUUUUUUUGUUUUGUUUUUUUGUUGUUGUCUUAUCUGUUGAAUUAUUUUGUCCUUAUUCUAAUAAGUGAACAAACAGCGAUAUCCAAAUGCACAGAGCUGAAAGAAAAUUCAGAUAUCAUCAUUUACAAGCUUGUAAUUUAUAGCAGAUUUGCAUAUCUGUGCCUAUAUGAAGAGGAGAGAGGCUUAUCGUUAAAACCCCAGUCUGGAAUUGUGGCAGAAAACUGCUGUAACAGAUCCAUGACUCUUCAGGCAGCGUUCAUUAAACUACAGUAAUUAGAGUUCCUGGACUGUGAUAUUUGGUAGCUUCUGGUUGGAGCUUUCGUUACUGGUAAAUUAAAACAACAAAAAAAAAAAAACUUAUUAUGGAUGUCCCAAUCUAGGCAUACCUUAUACAUUUAUUUAUUACAAGCAUUUUCUCUGUAACAUGGCAUUUAUGCUCCACAAGGUUGAAGGACUAGUUGCCUUGGGUUGUGAGUACCAGACAUUUAACAGUAAGAGUUCUGAAUGAGGAGCCUUGCAUGUUCUAUUGAAUAUGUUUAUGUAGAUUGAGAGGAGGCCGAUUCCAGUUCAGGGCUCUUUCAGUGAAAUGUAGCCGGCCCGGUGUUGGCCUGGGAACGUGGGUGAUGUAACAUGGCUGCCCUCAAAACACUUUUGUUGAUUUUGUUUAGCAUUCCCUCCAGGAGUUCCCACUCACUCGGCAGUACACUACUCUUCCCUGCAUGAAGUGCAUACAAUUUGCUGGGCCUCUGAAAGAUGAAUGAAAUGAGUUCCGCUGGGUCUACAUUUAGAGAAAGGCUGAGGAUUUUAAGCAUUCCUGAUUUUUUAUUUUUCUUUUUUCUUCUACAUAGCAGUAAACCCUGCAGGUGUGUGGUAAAGAGCUGUUAAAGAUAUUUGCUUGGCAGGCAGAAUUUUUUCUCUCCACACCAACCCUCAGCUGAGCUGGUUCCUGAUUUUGAGUAUGAAUACGUCAGCCAACACGCUUAUUAUCUUCCAGCCAGUGUUGUCAUACCAACACCAAGCUAAACCAAGAAAACAAAUACAUAUACAUAUACUGUACAAUGCAGACAUGUUUGUACUUAAGUCUAGCAGUAUCGAGCCUUGGUAUUACCAGAGCGUAUGAAGCCCUGGGUGCAUUUUUAUGCAGAUGUAUUUAAUUCUAUGAAGUGCUUUUAAAUAUUUUCUGAAAGCAUUCCUUCCCUUGCAACUAUAUAUGUCCACUUUGCCUCCCUCAAAUAUGGGGAAAUAUAAAUAUAUAUACAGUAAAAAGAAAUAAAGUGUAAAGUUUUCAUGUAAAAUAAAGGAAAAAGGAGCUCUACACGUUGUGAUGUAAUCUUCCAGGCAUUUGGUGAAUUAAUCAAUAAAAAUCCAGUUGCACA